CACCAUGGGGACCGCGGCUGCCCCGCGGCGCUUCUGCCGCUGUGCAUGUUUCUGCUCCGAGAACUUGUACUUGGCGCGCUACGGGCUGCACGUGCGCUUCCGGAGCGAGCAGCAGCUGCGCCAGGACUACGGCCCGAUCCUGCGCAGUCGAGGCUGUGUUAGCCCCAAGGACUUCCAGCAGCUGUUGGGAGAGCUUGAGCAGGAGGUAGAGCGGCGGCGGCGGCUGGGGCAGGAGUCGGCUGCCAGGAGAGCCCUCAUCGCGAGCUCCUACCAUCCGGUGCGGCCCGACGUCUACAACUCGCUGAAGGAUGUGGCUUUGGCCCCCGAGUUUCUGGCCGCAGCUGAAUACAGUGCAUCACCAGGCGCAGACCUUGAGGGCCUUCUCCAGCGGCUGGAGACAGUGUCAGAGGAGAAGCGUAUUUACCGGCUGCCGGUGUUCACGGCGUGGUUCUGCCAGGCCCUGCUGGAGGAGCUGGAGCACUUCGAGCAGUCGGACAUGCCCAAGGGAAGACCCAACACCAUGAACAAUUACGGGGUGCUGCUCCACGAGCUGGGCCUGGAUGAACCACUGGUGACGCCGCUGCGGGAGCGCUUCCUGCAGCCGCUGAUGGCCCUGCUGUACCCGGACUGUGGCGGGGGCUGGCUGGACAGCCACCGCGCCUUUGUGGUCAAAUACGCUCCAGGCCAGGACCGCGAGCUGGGCUGCCACUACGAUAACGCCGAGCUCACCCUCAACGUGGCCCUGGGCAAGGCCUUCACAGGGGGCACCCUAUACUUCGGGGACCUCUUCCAGGCACCGUCAACCCUGGCCAAGCCCCUGGAGGUGGAGCACGUGGUGGCCCAGGGCAUCCUGCACCGAGGGGGCCAGCUGCACGGGGCCCGGCCCCUGGGCGCUGGUGAGCGCUGGAACCUGGUCGUCUGGCUCCGGGCCUCUGCUGUGCGCAACCACCUCUGCCCCAUGUGCUGCCGCAAGCCCGACCUGGUGGACGACGAGGGCUUCGGAGACGGCUUCACCCGCGAGGAGCCCCCCACCGUGGAUGUGUGUGCGCUGACUUGAACCUGGCUGGGGCCAGUGUUGGGGGGUGACAGAAAUAAACACCCUGCAGCCCUCAGCACUUCUUGGUUCAAAAGGACACAGGCUACUGGGUCAUUCUUUCAGCAGACAGGCUGGCUCUGGCUUGUUAGAACCAGAGCCUGAGAUGGGGAUUCCUGUGCAGGUGGUUUAAGGAGGGAGUACUCUCAGGAGAAGUGGAAGCAGGACAGGGCAGGAAGGAGCUGGGCCAAGAUGUCGUUUCCAAUGGCAUCCAGUUCCAGCCUGAUCCCAUGGGGCUCUCUGCAGCGUGAAUCGUACCAGUUUGCCCCCAACAUCAGUUAUUGCCUAUAGAAUGUUUCCAGGUAGGGAGGGGGUGAGUAACUUCCAUCUCCAGGGCAAGGUGGUUCCCAGUGACCAAGGGAAUCGUCCAGAGAAGAGUCAAGGUGUGACUUGUCAGCAGCAUGGCUGUGGGAGAGUGCACCUGUCUACAAAGAGAAUUUGGGUUGUACAUCAACAGCAUCUUCCAGACAGUGCUGAGUUUUGGUUUGCUGAGCGUUGGUUUACUGCAGAGGGGUUAAAAGCAGGAACUCUGGAACCGGACUGCCUGGGAUCGAAUUCUGAUUUGGACACUUCCAGCUGUGACUGUGGGUAAAUCUCUGUGUCUUGCUUUCCUCAUCUGGGAAGUAUCUAUGUCCUACAGCCGUUGUGAGAAUCAAAUGACUUACUGUUUAUAAAGUGAUUUAUAACAGUC
Camelus dromedarius (Arabian camel) is the source of this 1784-nucleotide messenger RNA. It is a transcript of the gene OGFOD2, whose product is annotated as 2-oxoglutarate and iron dependent oxygenase domain containing 2. Lineage: Eukaryota; Metazoa; Chordata; Mammalia; Artiodactyla; Camelidae. The record is from RefSeq and is a predicted model, not a curated record. Gene Ontology annotation, molecular function: iron ion binding; oxidoreductase activity, acting on paired donors, with incorporation or reduction of molecular oxygen; L-ascorbic acid binding. Bases 5 to 1057 code for a protein of 350 amino acids. The transcript is spliced from 7 exons.